AUGAAAGUCAUCACUGACAAAGAUGUUUUAAAUUUUUUAAACCAACAGCUAUCUCAACUGUCACUCCUUAGUCAAUUUCAGCCAACUUUGAUCAGUGGAUUAAAAACAUAUUCAUCAAAUCCUAACGAAAUUGUUCCACCAAGAACUUCUAAGGUAUCAAAAAACCCAAAUUCAGAUACAACGCACAUAUUCAUGCCAUGUGUUUCACCAAAUGAAGUAGGAAUAAAAGUAAUUAGUGGAGGUUCAGGCAACAACAAAAAGGGGUUGGGGUUUUUAGGUUGUGUGCUUAUAUUGGAUGAGAUUACCGGUGAGUUACAAGCUGUUUUAAAUGCUAAUACAUUGACUGCGUUUAGAACCGCUUUGGCCUCUACGUUGGGUCUAACAAAAGUUAUCAAUGUGAAUGAUGAAAACAUUUUACCUGAAAUAUCAGUUUUUGGAGUUGGACUACAAGCAUAUUGGCAUGUUAAACUAGCAUUAGUUUUAUAUGAAGGUUUCAUUAAAACGGUCAACAUAUUGAAUAGAACAUUAUCAAAUGCUGAAAAGCUUAGAGAUCAAUUUACCAAAGAGUUUAAAAAUAUAAAAUUCAAUGCAUUCCUGUAUCAAGAAAAUGAAGAGUCUUUUAUUGAACAUUUACGAAAUAGCUCAAUAAUUUUUGGUUGUACUCCAUCAACUUCACCAAUCAUAAAAAAAGAUUAUUUGAAUCAAGAUCCUAAACACCCUGUAUUUAUUUCAUUAAUUGGUUCAUACAAACCAAAUAUGAUAGAGUUAGACCUAAAGCUUUUAAAAGAUUUGAAAUCUAAAGGUAUUAAAAUAAUUGUGGAUUCGAAAGAGCAUACUUUACACGAGGCUGGUGAGUUGAUACAAUCAGGAUAUCAAGAAGAACUACUAAUCGAACUUCAUGAAUUAUAUGGAGAUGAAAGCAAACAAAUAGUGGGAGAAGUAACAGAUAAAUCCUCAAAUAUCACUAUUCAAAAAAUUGUUGGUUUAUCCAUAAUGGACCUAUCGAUCGGUAAAUUAGUAUAUGAAAAUAUUGGAGAUGAAGCAGUGAUUGUAAAUGAUUUCUAA
Lodderomyces pseudojiufengensis is the source of this 1065-nucleotide messenger RNA. RefSeq lists its product as uncharacterized. Bases 1 to 1065 code for a protein of 354 amino acids. NCBI's taxonomy places the organism in Eukaryota, Fungi, Ascomycota, Pichiomycetes, Serinales, Debaryomycetaceae. The record is from RefSeq and is a predicted model, not a curated record. Gene Ontology annotation, cellular component: cytoplasm. The transcript has a single exon.